This is a messenger RNA of Microdochium trichocladiopsis, 474 nucleotides long. RefSeq lists its product as uncharacterized. The transcript is spliced from 3 exons. The record is from RefSeq and is a predicted model, not a curated record. Lineage: Eukaryota; Fungi; Ascomycota; Sordariomycetes; Xylariales; Microdochiaceae. Bases 1 to 474 code for a protein of 157 amino acids.
AUGGGUCCGACAUUAAGCGUCUCGACCAAGAUCGAGAUCCAGGCCUCUCCAGCAGUCGUGCGCGCCGCGUUCAUGAACUGGCCCCGCUACUCGCAAUGGCACCCCAACCCAAAUUGGAACCUGCAGGCCGCGGAGAAGGACAAACAACCGCUCGACCUCAAGGAAGGCGAUGCGCUGAACGUCAGCAUGGACGGCAAGGCCCACAGUCCCGUCGUCGUGGAGAACUCCGCCGCAGCAUUCAAAUGGAAGGGCUCGCUGUUUGGCCUGGGCAGCGGCGUGCACCAGUUCCACUUCAAGCCAAGCGAGGAGAACCCUGGAGCCACGACCUUUGUGCAGGGCGAGGACUUUGAGGGCGUUGUAAUCACGCUAUCAUCCCCGUGGUGGAAGGGACGGACCUUUGACAUGAGUCCCUGGGACAAGUUCAACGCGUGCCUGAAGGCCGAGGCUGAGAAGAAUGCCAGCGCGGCGAACUAA